Molecule: messenger RNA, 2862 nt
Organism: Orycteropus afer afer
Lineage: Eukaryota; Metazoa; Chordata; Mammalia; Tubulidentata; Orycteropodidae
Gene: RIPOR3
Product: RIPOR family member 3
Exons: 21
Source: RefSeq, a predicted model, not a curated record
GCCAUGUCGGUGAGAGUGCGGUUCCUGUCCCCUGGGGACGCAGGGGCCGUGGGGAUUGUGGGCCGGAGCGCCUCCUUCGCGGGCUUCAGCAGUGCGCAGAGCCGGAGGAUUGCAAAAUCCAUCAACAGGAACUCUGUGAGGUCACGGAUGCCGGCCAAACCCUCCAGGAUGUACGGGACGCUGCGGAAGGGCUCUGUCUGCCUGGACCCCAAGCCCCAGCAAGUGAAGAAAAUCUUCGGAGCGCUGAAGAGGGGCCUCGAGGAACACCUGUGUAUUCAGCAGGCCGAGCUGGAUCACCUGUCUGGACGCCACAAGGACACCCGGCGGAACUCCAGACUGGCUUUCUAUUACGACCUGGAUAAGCAAACACGCUCUGUGGAGAGGCACAUUCGGAAGAUGGAGUUUCAUAUUAGCAAGGUGGAUGAGCUCUAUGAAGGCUACUGCAUCCAGUGCCGCCUACGUGAUGGGGCCUCCAACAUGCAGCAGGCCUUCUCCAGGUGCCCGCCGAGCCGCGCCUCCCGUGAGAGCCUGCAGGAGCUGGGCCGCAGCCUGCACGAGUGCACCGAGGACAUGUGGCUCAUUGAGGGAGCUCUGGAGGUCCACCUGGGCGAGUUCCACGUCCGGAUGAAAGGCUUGGUGGGCUAUGCGAGGCUCUGUCCUGGAGACCAGUAUGAGGUGCUUAUGCGCCUGGGCCGCCAGCGCUGGAAGCUCAGGGGCCGGAUCGAGUCAGAUGACAGCCAGACCUGGGAUGAGGAGGAGAAGGCCUUCGUCCCCACCCUGCACGAGAACUUCGAGAUCAAGGUGACAGAGCUUCGGGGCCUGAGCUCGCUGGCCGUGGGCUCAGUGACCUGUGACAUUGCCGACUUCUUCACGACCCGGCCCCAGGUCAUCGUGGUGGACAUCACCGAGCUGGGCACCAUCAAGCUGCAGCUGGAGGUGCUGUGGAACCCGUUCGAUGCUGAGAGCUUCCUAGUGUCACCCAGCCCCACGAGCAAGUUGUCUCUGGGUGGCAGGAAGGGGUCCUUGUACAACUGGACCCCCCCCAGCACGCCCAGCUUCAGGGAGAGGUACUACCUGUCUGUCCUACAGCAGCCACCGCAGCAGGCCUUGCUGUUGGGUGGGCCGCGGGCCACCUCCAUCCUCAGCUACCUGUCUGACAGCGACCUUCGGGGCUCUGGCCUGCAGAGACAGAGCCAGGAGCUGCCUGAGAUGGACUCCUUCAGUUCCGAGGACCCCCGAGACACAGAGACCAGCACGUCAGCUUCCACCUCGGAUGUGGGGUUCCUGCCCUUGGCCCUUGGCCCCAAUACAUCUAUUGAAGAAGAGGCCCGUGAGGACCCCUCUUCUCUGGGCCUCCUGCCAGAGGUGGCCCAGCUGGCAGGAGGCACGUUUGUCGUGGAGCAGCCUGGGUGGAGGGACCUGGGGGUAGAAAGCUUCCACCUGCCACAGGGCUCACCACUGCACAGCCAUGCAGACCCAGGUAGCCUCGAAGGCCAGGAUGAAGAACGGCUCGAGGACGGAGUGGACAGGCCGGGUGUGGCGCUCGAGCAGCCCCUGCAGGAGGUCUUGGAGUUACUGAAGUCCACGGCCCCCGCCCAGGCCCCGCUCCGGGAGCUGGAGUACCAGGUCCUCGGCUUCAGGGACCGGCUGAAGCCCUGCGGUGCCCGCCGGGAGCACGCCUCGGCCGAGAGCUUGAUGGAGUGCAUUUUGGAGAGCUUUGCCUUCCUCCACGCAGACUUCGGCCCGGAAGAGCUGUCCCUGUUUGGGGGUCCCCCGUGAUUCUUCUCAAUCCAACUCAGAAAGGACAGGGCCCCGGCCCAGCCGCCAUCGCCAAAGGCAUCGUCCAGGGAGCUCACGGCUGGCGCCCCAGAACUGGAUGUGCUGCUAACGGCCCACCUUCAUGUCUGCAAAGCCCUGCUGCAGAAACUGGCCUCCCCUAAUUUGUCAAGGGUGGUUGAGGAGUGCCUCCUGGAAGAAGCGGUUGAGCAGAAGCAGGUUCUGGAGACACUUUCUGUGCUUGAUUUUGAGAAGGUCAGCAAGGCGACAUCCAUUGAUGACAUCAUUCCGCAGGCUUCGCGGAGGAAGGGGUGUCUGAAGUUGUGGAGAGGGUGCACGGGGCCUGGCAGGGUCCUGUCCUGCCCCGCGACAGUGCUACUGAACCAGCUGAAGAAAACCUUCCUGCACCGGGUCCGAGGGAAAUACCCAGGGCAGCUGGAAAUAGUGUGCCGCAGGCUGCUGGAGCAGGUGCUCAGCUGCGGGGGACUGCUCCCUGGGGCGGGGCCCAAGGAGGAGCAGACUGUCACCUGGUUCCAGUUCCACGGCUACCUGCAGAGGCAGAGUGUCUCUGACCUGGAGAAGCACUUCGCCCAGCUCACCAAGGAAGUGACACUAGCUGAGGAGCUGCAGUGCAUGGGACAGGCCAGGACGGUCAAGAAGCUGCAGGGGAAACGGCUGGCCCAGCUCCAGCCGCUGCCCCAGACCUUACUCGCCUGGGCCCUGCUCCAGCUGGACGGGCCCCCACGCGUGUGCAAGGUGGCCAGCGCGCGCCUGGCCAGCGCAGCCAGGAACAAAAGCUUCCGGGAAAAGGCCCUGGUCUUCUACACCGACGCCCUGACCCAGAGUGACCCCAAAGUCCAGCAAGCCGCAUGUGUGGCGCUCAGACACCUCAGGGGCAUCGAAAGCAUCGACCAGAUCGCCAGCCUGUGCCAGUCGGACCUGGAGGCGGUGCGGGCAGCAGCUCGGGAGGCCACACUGUCGUUCGGUGAAAAAGGGCGCUUGGCUUUUGAGAAGAUGGACAAAAUUAACUCCCAACAAAGAGAAGCCUUCUGCCAGGAGGCGGAUGUGGAAAUCACAGUAUUUUAA